This is a messenger RNA of Caenorhabditis sp. 36 PRJEB53466, 1187 nucleotides long. The record is from the annotation of a GenBank genome assembly. Lineage: Eukaryota; Metazoa; Nematoda; Chromadorea; Rhabditida; Rhabditidae.
AUGAACUGUGAAUCUCUGCUCACUGCUCUCGACGUCUCCUCGUUGCUCUCGACUCUUUCCUCCCCAGAAAAAGAGCAUCGUCGGAAGCGUCGUCGCGGGGAAGUGGCCAACCCGUCAAACACAUUGGAUGCACUCGUUGCCCGGAAAGCAGAUGAUCAACCGUUCGAGAAGAGAUAUCUGAGUGAGCAAGAGGCCAUCGAAGGACCAGAUGACGAGAUUGAAAUGAAGAAAAUGGAGAUGGAUCCCGAUGUGUCAACCCGCACCUGCUCGACGUGUGGAUACCAAGGAAAGUGGGUCUCCGAGAUGAUCCGUCACAAGAGAGUGCACACGAGCGAGAGACCAUUCAAGUGCCGCUACUGCUCCAGAACCAGCAAGUGGAAGGCUGAUCUCAUUCGUCAUGUCGCAAGUGAGUUCAACUAACCAACUGUGGUGACCUCUUUAUGAUUGUCCCCUUCCAGAAACACAUGGCAUUCGUGUUGUUUCCAAGUACAGUCGUUCAAAAGUGUUUGAUUCCACAACUACCUGCCUUGAUUCUCCUUCCGAUUCCGAUCGCAUGAUGUGCUCCGAGAAGCGCUGCGUCCUCUACCGUUGCCAGUUGUGCUCCUUCGAAGACGAAAGAGUCUCUGUUCUGAACAACCACGUCAACCAAAUCCACAACACAUCUCCAUGCGUCUGCCGAUGCGGAGCCAAGUUUGAAGACGUGCAAGGAGCUCUUGCUCAUUCAAACGGACCAUGCACACACACCGAAAUGGUCUACAAUGUGAUGCCUACUUACGAAAAAGGUAAAAUAGUCUGAUCUCAUUACUAGAAGCCCAUCCUCUGUGUUUCCAGCGUCUCCAUUGUCUCCGUGCCGAAGUGAGACCUCAUCGGACAGUGGAAUCCAAACGGACCCGGAAGAAGAAAAUCCGGCAGUGCCGACAGCCAUCGCCACUCCCCUCAUCGGAUCGUCCCCGCUCCUGCUCUCGCCCACUCUUCCGAUAUCCUCCCCGACCUUCCUCCCAGAUAUCCACUCGGCCCUUCUCAGUCUUCAGCCGUCUCCCCUCAUGUCUCUCUAUUUGGCCUCGCUCCUACAGUCCUCUCUGCUGAGCCCAUCCCUUCACACUUCCACUUCGUUCCCGCAGAUGGUCCCCAUAACUAUACUCACUCCAGAGCCGCUCCAAGAAGAAAUGGUUGACGUUGAGAUGUGA